AUGUCCACCAAAUAUGCCCCGGCGCAGCGCGUCGCCAAUCAAAAGCAGGAUGUGUGGUCUAUUAUUAAUGAGGCUGCCGCUGCCUCUCCCGUUCAGCCGAUUGUGAACAUGGGACAAGGGUUUUUUGGGUACAACCCUCCUCAAUUCAUCCUCGACGCGGCGAAAAGCGCCCUUGACCGGGUAGAGUGCAACCAAUACUCACCGACGAAGGGAAGACCGAGGUUGAAGAAGGCUAUCGCGGAUGCGUACACCCCCUUCUUUGGGAGGAAGCUGGACCCGGAGACUGAAGUGACCAUCACAACGGGAGCCAAUGAAGGCAUGCUCAGCGCAUUCAUGGCCUUCAUCGAGCCGGGCGACGAGGUCAUCAUCUUCGAACCUUUCUUCGACCAAUACAUCAGCAACAUUGAGAUGCCCGGCGGCGUGAUCAGAUACGUUCCGAUGCACCCUCCGGCAGAUGGCGCGGAAAGGACGUCCUCGGCCGCAAACUGGACCAUCGACUUUGACGAGCUGGAAAAGGCCUUUAAUGACAAGACGAAGAUGAUUGUGCUCAAUUCGCCGCACAACCCCGUUGGCAAGGUGCUCAGCAAGGAAGAACUGACACGGAUCGGCGAGCUCUGCCUCAAAUAUAAAGUCAUCAUUCUCUCGGACGAGGUCUACGAUCGGUUAUAUUAUGUCCCUUUCACUCGAAUGGCGACUCUGUCUCCAGAACUGGCGCAGACCACUCUGACCGUGGGUUCGGCAGGCAAAAACUUCUACGCGACAGGGUGGCGGGUCGGAUAUCUGAUCGGGCCUCCGAACCUGAUCAAAUACGUCGCCGCGGCUCACACCCGGAUCUGCUAUUCCAGUGUCUCUCCUCUGCAGGAAGCCGCCGCGAUUGGCUUUGAGCAGGCCGACAAGGUCGGAUUCUGGAAUGCCGCGGUCAAAGAAAUGAAGGGCAAGAUGGAUCGUUUCUGUCAGGUGUUUGACGAGCUCAACAUCCCUUAUUCCAUUCCAGAAGGUGGCUAUUUCGUGCUCGCCAAUCUGUCCAAAGUGAAGUUGCCCGACGGUUACGACUUCCCCGACCAUCUUAAGGACCGACCGAGGGAUUUCAAGAUGGCAUGGUUCAUCAUCGUCGAACUAGGUGUGGCGGCCAUUCCCCCUUCGGAGUUCUACACAGACGAGCGGGCACAUUUGGCCGAGGAUUGGAUGCGGUUCGCCGUUUGCAAGAAUGAUGAUGUGCUGGAGCACGCCAAGGAAAGACUGAGAGGGUUGAAGAAGUACAUGCAAUCGUGA
Messenger RNA from Capronia coronata CBS 617.96, 1272 nucleotides. RefSeq lists its product as uncharacterized. The record is from RefSeq and is a predicted model, not a curated record. Gene Ontology annotation, biological process: biosynthetic process. Gene Ontology annotation, molecular function: pyridoxal phosphate binding; L-kynurenine:2-oxoglutarate transaminase activity. The transcript has 3 exons. Bases 1 to 1272 code for a protein of 423 amino acids. Lineage: Eukaryota; Fungi; Ascomycota; Eurotiomycetes; Chaetothyriales; Herpotrichiellaceae. Gene Ontology annotation, cellular component: mitochondrion; cytoplasm.